Messenger RNA from Colletotrichum destructivum, 1446 nucleotides. RefSeq lists its product as uncharacterized. NCBI's taxonomy places the organism in Eukaryota, Fungi, Ascomycota, Sordariomycetes, Glomerellales, Glomerellaceae. The transcript has a single exon. The record is from RefSeq and is a predicted model, not a curated record. The coding region runs from base 711 to 1073 and encodes 120 amino acids.
UGGAUGGAGAUCAACGUCGAGUUUCAUUUGUUCGCCCAAUUUCUCCGUCAAGUGGAUGGUGAUGGGGAGGCCUGCAUUGCGAUCCGUCUUCUCACUUUCCCGAGUCCCGGAUACCGAAGCUUCUCACACACGGAGCUCGGGGACCCGGCCCAAGCUCGCCCCAUCCAUCUCAUCUCCAUAUUUUCACUUUGGUCAAGGACCGGGGAUGCGUGUUGAAGUUGGAGACAGAACGCACCGCCACGAAAAGAUGAUGUCAUGUGGUGAUUCGGGCGAAACACCUUUUUUUUCCCCCUUCUUCUCUCUCUCUCUCUUUUGGUAGGGGCGGGUCUCCUGGACGCAAAUGUCUCUCGGCUCCACUGGCCUCAUACGAUCGGUGUCUCUCGCUCCAUCCUUCAUCACCUCCAAUAGGCGGCUGGAGCGACCCUCACUUAAGGCCUACUCGGCGGUCCACUGCGAGUUGAACACACACCACCAUCAACACAGGUCCGUGUGUGAGAGAAGAACUCUACUUAGAUACGCCAUUCGCCACACAGACUGAUUAAUUAGCAGUGGUCAGCGCCAAAGACACAACAAACGAAAACUAGCACCAUCCGCCGACAUCAAAAUAUGGAACAGGCUCCCAAAGUAGACGACCGGUACUCUCAAGUUCCCCAAAUGCCACUUACAGAGUUUGGCGAGGACGGCUUCGAAACAAGAACCCUUUCCGUCUGAUGGUGCACGAUGCCCAGGGGACUUUUCCUACUGUGCGGACACACUUCAGGCGGUCCGAAUCGGGAUGUUGCGAAUGGCCGGAGCAACGUCAUACUGGCUACACAAGGCCAUUUUCCAUUCUCUUUUUGGCUCAACGAUGCAGCGGGCUAUGGGGCUCUGUCUCGGCGCCUCACACUGUUCGGGACGCGGCACACAUGGAUGAUGUGGCUUCAACUGAUGGAGCAGCAUGGGGGGUGGACCUCAUGCUGAGUCUGCCUGAGCAGUCAGCAGUCACAUUCGAGGUACCCAUCUCAUCCCGGUUCUACGACAUCCCGUCCGCCACAGCAAAAAAACACGCUCAAUUCGAUUGCUUGGCCGGAUAAUUCGCCGCCGGAUGGGUACAGAGGUGGUGCUGCUAGAACGAGAUGGCAGAGUACUUUGCCCACGGGUCACUGAAUGAAUGAACGGGUCCGUCCCAACAGUGUGUUCCCUGAGCUUACCCCGGGAUCUUAAGCUCUCCCUCAGUCCAGGCCAGGAUGCCAUGCUCAGUUAAGAUGCGCCGCCGCCAUGAAACAUUGACGCCGCAAGAGCAAUACGACCGGUAACAAUACCGUCGAAGUAGAGAUGACCGUAGGCAAUGGUGUAGCGAAGAGCCGUAGCACUCACUCGGGACAGUAACGAGCCAAGGACAAAGUACAUGGAAUAAUACCCUGGCCUGUGGUCACCAUAGACGAGCUCGAAGAUGUUUUGAUCCAA